AUGGAGCCUCUCACAACUACUUAUCCUCUGAAACACUCAGUGCCCAAAGCCAGGGUCUUUGUUGUCUUUCUGUCGAUGGUUUUGUGUACUGCCGUUCUCUGCCUGCUGCAACUCAGAUUUUUUAAACCGAAAAUCAAAGAUUUUUAUUCUUUCGAAGUCAAGGAUUCACGAGGAAGGAUCGUUUCCUUGGAGAAGUACAGAGGGAAAGCAACUUUGGUUGUAAACGUGGCCAGUUACUGCCAACACACAGACAAAAACUACAUCGCGCUGCAAGAACUGCACAGAGAGUUUGGUCCCUCCCACUUCACUGUGCUGGCUUUUCCCUGCAACCAGUUCGGAGAAUCAGAGCCUAGUUCCAGCCAGGAAAUAGAAUCUUUUGCCAAAGGAAACUAUGGAGUAACCUUCCCUGUUUUCCACAAAAUCAAGAUCCUAGGAUCAGAAGCAGAGCCGGCCUUUAAAUUUCUAAUAGAUUCUUCAAAGAAAGAGCCUCGAUGGAAUUUCUGGAAGUACCUUGUCAGCCCUGAGGGUAAAGUUGUGAAAUUCUGGAGACCUGAAGAGCCCAUAGGAAAUAUCAAGCCAGAAGUAGCCUCAUUAAUCAGGGAGAUUAUAAUGAAGAAAAGAGAAGACCUCUGA
Egretta garzetta (little egret) is the source of this 633-nucleotide messenger RNA. It is a transcript of the gene GPX8, whose product is annotated as glutathione peroxidase 8 (putative). Lineage: Eukaryota; Metazoa; Chordata; Aves; Pelecaniformes; Ardeidae. The coding region runs from base 1 to 633 and encodes 210 amino acids. The transcript has 3 exons. Gene Ontology annotation, biological process: response to oxidative stress. The record is from RefSeq and is a predicted model, not a curated record. Gene Ontology annotation, molecular function: glutathione peroxidase activity.